AUUAGAAACUUGGAUAUGGCUUGAUUUCAGCUCCCCAUCUGAAUGUUGAGAACAUGACCUUCUCCAGCUGCAUGCUUCAUCUCCAUGCUUCUCACAUUCACCAUGCAAAAUUAAAAAUUCUCGGCUGGUUAUACUGCAAUGAGCUUUCAAAGCAUUGCACUUUAUACAACCAAGAUAUUUUUGCAUUCACCAGCCCUCCCCCGCUCUCUUCUCCCUGGAGGUUGGGUAGAAGAAGAAGAAGAAGCCAUGAUGACAGACAGCUAGGCUGUUCCACUCUAGGGAGAGACUUUUGCAGAAUGGGCCACGCCUUCAUAAGCCUGGCUGCUCUUUACUCUGCUCCACAAGGCUCAGCCUCCUCCCAUCACCUGCAGGGGCAAAGGAGAACUUUUGGCUCCAAAAGCCAGCUUCAUCAUGGGAGUUGUAGUGCCUGAGUGCAAUCUGCCAGCCAGCCUGCAGGGCUGAAGAAGACUGCUUUGCUUUCUAGAGGCCUGCAACAUGGACCCGGCCUCUUCAUUGCGUGUGCACUGCAGUCAGUGACUGGCCUGCAGAAGAAACUGUGUUCUUUAUUAACUUGGAAAAGAACAGCAAACCUACAUUUGAAAAUACAUGCAGCAAGAAUCUGCGGCCAUUGCUUCUGCCUCCCUAAAUGGUUCAAUGUUCUAGCAUCUGCUGUGCUGUGUUAAUAGGCUGUACGUCUGGGAUUCCUACUGAAGAACGCCGGAGUUCAUGCAUGUUCAGGUCCAAAUCCCAUGAAGGCAAGAUGUCGGUUGUGCAAGGGUUAAGCAGACAGUGUCCACACUAGAGGCUGAUCAGAAGUGAGGAAGAGGGUCACAUCCUGCCAGAGAAUAACAGAGCCAUGGAGUAUAGAAGCAGCCAGAGGACAGGAGCAGCCACUGCUGUGAUCUUCAGCUCUCUCUAGCUGCAGCUUCUGGGCUUCUUGGAGGAUGAAGUUAAGGAUCCUGGGCAUCUUGGUCGCUCUCAUCAGUUGGUCAUUCACGUGCCACUUGGACCCCUCCUCUUCCAAAGGCUCAGGAAUUGUAUUCAGAAUCACAAAGCCUGCUGCGCUAGUGUUGAAUGAACAAACCGCUCAGGUCAUUCAAACGGCAUUUCACCAGGCGACCUACCCAGAUAUUAAAGGAGAGAAGUACGUGCGCUUCCUCGGCGGUGUUACCUAUGGAUUGACGAACAUCCAUAUCGGUGACCUGUCCAUCGAAAACAGUACGGUGGAUUUCAAGGAGGAUGAUGCCAUUGACCUAGCAAUCCAGAAUGUUUCGGCAUCCUUCAAAGGAACCCUGAGCUAUGGCUAUGUGGGUGCCUGGCUAGUGAAACUCAUCCAUAAUAUUGACUUUGAAAUUGAUUCCUCCAUUGAUCUCCAGAUAAAUAUCAAACUGAACUGUGAAAAUGAGCGUGUGGCCGUGGACACUUCAGACUGUUACCUGACCUUCCACAAGCUGACCCUGCAUCUCCAGGGAGAUAGAGAUCCAGGAUGGCUAAAACAGCUUUUUACAAAUUUCAUCUCAUUUACCUUGAAACUGGUUCUCAAAAGCCAGGUUUGUAAAGAGAUUAACUUCCUUUCUCAGCUGCUGGCAGAUUUCAUUCAAGACCGGGCAGCAAACUUCCUCCAAGAUGGGGAUAUAGGAGUGGACACUGAUCUGACAUCAGCUCCAGUAAUAAAAUCAAACUACAUAGAAACACAUCAUAAGGGUCUCCUCCUGUACAAGAACUACACGGGCCGCUUCUGUGAGUCUGCUGCGUUCACGCCGUCUCUCCUCACCGAAUCCCGAAUGCUCUACUUCUGGUUUUCAGAGCAUGUUCUCAAGUCUUUGGCCUUGGCAGCCUUCCUGGAUGAGCGUCUGGUGUUAACUAUUGCAGGGGAAGAACUGAAGGAAAUGUUUGAUGGCGAAGAGCUGGAAACUCACCAGAAGACUGUGCAAGAGAUUUUCCAGGGUCCCUCCAGCAACGACUCCUUGGCUAAGGUGUGGAGCCUCGACCCUCCUGAAAUUGUCCUCCAGCCUGAAGGGACUGUGGUGAAGUCAACAGUGGCUGUGGAACUCAAUGUUUCUUCACAUGGAGGAGAGCCCUCGAUGCGCCUGUAUUUUGAAAAGGAAGUCACCGUUACAAUCCAAGCUUCCUAUGGGCAAAAGAAGCUGUUUUUACAUCUCACCAAUGCUGUGAUAGAGUCCAAAAUGUUUAAAUGCUCCUCGAAUAUAACUGUGAAUGAUGAGACUGUAAAUCACCUUCUGGAGAAAAUCAUCUUGGCUGCUGGGAUUCCCGAAGUAAUUUCAAGAAUUGAGCCAGCUCUGACUUCCCUGAUGGACAGCAAAGGGCUGUACCUGUUUGAAAUAAAAGAACCCGAGAUAAUAACCAGAAAGGGAUACUUCAUUAUACAGAUGGACUUUAGUUUCCCACACCAUUUGCUCAUAGAUUUUCUGAAGACAACUCGAUAGAAGGAUCCUCUCAACGAGAACAUGCGGGUCAGCUAUAUGGAUGGAUGCCCAAGAUUAACAGAGCUGUACAGUUAUUUUGUCUACUCUCCAGACAUGAAAUGUGAUAAUUUGUACUUGGUCCUAAUAAAGGUAUUAGCUGCCUUUGGA
Hemicordylus capensis (graceful crag lizard) is the source of this 2594-nucleotide messenger RNA. RefSeq names its product cholesteryl ester transfer protein (gene CETP). The transcript is spliced from 19 exons. Gene Ontology annotation, molecular function: cholesterol transfer activity; phosphatidylcholine binding; triglyceride binding. Lineage: Eukaryota; Metazoa; Chordata; Lepidosauria; Squamata; Cordylidae. Gene Ontology annotation, cellular component: high-density lipoprotein particle. Bases 945 to 2447 code for a protein of 500 amino acids. Gene Ontology annotation, biological process: phospholipid homeostasis; high-density lipoprotein particle remodeling; very-low-density lipoprotein particle remodeling. The record is from RefSeq and is a predicted model, not a curated record.